UUUCGAUAUUCUCUCUCUAAUUUCAUCAUCAUAUUCAUUCACAAUGUAUCUCUUUGUAAUACAUUCAGUGCCGUGGCUUUCAAGCUUUUGGUCAAUAUGGGUUGUAUCAUUUCUUAUCGGAGGAAUAAACCGGCGGCACCAACAGGAUUGCCGGAAAACCGUCCUCGUUUCCAUACUCUUCCAUCAGAAAGAAGAAUAGCAAAUGAUCAAGCCCAAAAGGUGACAGAAUUGUUGAAGAUGAGUGAUAAAUUAGGUCCAAAGGAGCUGAAGAGAGAAGAAAGUAUUCUCGUUGUUAAUGUUCAUCCUCGCUCAUCGGAAUUAGCUGCCUCUGGUUGGCCACCGUGGCUUAUUUCUGUAGCUGGUGAAGCCCUUGUUGGUUGGACCCCUGGUCGUGAAUCUCACUUUGAGAAGCAAGAACAAAUUGGGGGAGGAACAUUCAGUAAGGUGUUCAAAGCUAGAGAUCUUCUUCGUAACAAGACCGUGGCUUUGAAGAGAAUCCGGUUCGAUAUCAACAACUCAGAAAGCAUCAAAUGUAUAGCCAGAGAGAUCAUAAUCCUGCGCAAGUUGGAUCAUCCCAAUGUCAUCAAAUUAGAAGGGUUAAUGCUUGUAGACCACGAUUCCUCUACCCUUUACCUGAUCUUUGAGUACAUGGAACAUGACCUCUUGGGACUCUCUUCAUUACUCGGUGUACAUUUCUCAGAACCUCAGGUUAAAUGCUACAUGAGGCAGCUCUUAAGAGGGCUUGAUCAUUGUCACACUAAUCAUGUACUCCAUCGGGAUAUGAAAAGCUCGAACCUUCUGAUCAACGGUGAUGGAGUCCUCAAGAUUGCAGAUUUUGGGUUAGCUACGUUCUUCGAUCCUCAUAACAGUGUUCCUUUGACAACCCAUGUUGCAACUCUAUGGUAUCGACCUCCUGAGCUUUUGCUUGGAGCUUCUCAUUACGGUAUUGGAGUUGACUUGUGGAGCACAGGCUGCGUAAUAGGUGAAUUAUAUGCCGGAAAGCCUAUUCUUCCAGGAAAAAAUGAGACAGACCAACUGCACAAGAUAUUCAAGUUGUGUGGAUCGCCUUCAGAUGAUUAUUGGACAAAACUAAAGCUACAGCUUUCAACUCCACUGAGACCCAUCUAUCCAUAUGGAUCACAUAUAGCAGAGACAUUUAAACAGUUUCCAGCUUCAGUUAUUUCGCUCUUAGAAACUUUGCUCUCAAUAGAUCCAGAUUUCCGAGGCACUGCAGCUAGUGCUCUCAAGAGUAAAUACUUCAAAACUGAGCCAUUGGCUUGUGAUCCAUCUUGUCUACCAAAAUACCCUUCAAGUAAGGAAAUCAACAUCAAGAUGCGCGAUAACACUAGAAAACAAGCUUCACAAAUAAGAAGAACAGACGAAGCUCAAGCUGUUCAGCCAAUUCUAGCAGAUUCGUCUCCCACAAAGCCGAUGCAGAGAAAGUCCUCAAAUUCCAAGAGCAGAGACAGUUCACUUACAAAGUCUUACGAGGAAGACAAGACUUCCAGUUUACCGGACCAUUCUGCUGGGAAAAUGCAAACAUCUACAGACAUGAUAACUGAAGAUGAAACUAACGCGAAAGUCUCUUACAUGGACCCAUCUACAGAAGAACCGAAUCUAGGCGGAUCAGUGAAUAUGGAGGAACGCAUACCUUGGCCAAUGAGUCCAUCUACACUUCACCCAACAGCAUUUCUGCCUAGCCUUUACGAGAAUGGAACAUCUUCGUCGGGAGGACUAGGAAUCAGACCCACACUGAUUGAGAAUUAUACUGUCAUUUAGAUUCAAUAUAGAGAAAAUAGACAGAUUCAAAC
Messenger RNA from Arabidopsis thaliana (thale cress), 1811 nucleotides. Its product is annotated as Protein kinase superfamily protein. Gene Ontology annotation, molecular function: nucleotide binding; protein serine/threonine kinase activity; transferase activity. NCBI's taxonomy places the organism in Eukaryota, Viridiplantae, Streptophyta, Magnoliopsida, Brassicales, Brassicaceae. The coding region runs from base 97 to 1779 and encodes 560 amino acids. The record is from RefSeq and is marked reviewed. The transcript has 6 exons.